CCACAUACUUACCUUAAGCGUAAGGUAAAUAUUGGAUACUAUAUAGUAUCCAAUUGUUGUUUGAUUUUCUGCAGAAAAUGUAUUUGACCUUAUGCAAGGUAUUAUAGCUAGUAAAUUUACGAGAUGAUCCUUAAAUAUAGUAAAGCGAAUGAAAGUUUAUCCAGGUUCUCUGUGGUCUGUUUUUCAAGCCCGAUAUCUGGAUUUUCGAAAAAUUGCGGAACUUAAGAUAAAUUUUGAGAUUUACCACAAGUUUACAUCGAAAUCCGUAGUCUCUUCCGAAGUUUGUGGGAAUUUUGGUAAGGACCAAAACUCUUGAGUAUUUACCUUAAAUAGCUUGAAAUUCUGUGGGAAAAUCUCGGACCAGGGAAGCCCUGGAGUUCUCGUCUUAUCCCCCUAAGUUUUCUAGAUCGACUUCACAAGGAACUGGUAAAAUUUCCUUUGAAUUUGGGAGAUUGGAAGUCUUUUUUCAAAUAGAAACCCCUCAACUUUUCAACAUCUUGUCUUUGAUACCUAAGUUCUUAGUGUUAACAUUUUGCAUCUAGUGUCCAAGGUGUCAGAUCAUACUUAAUUAUCGAAGUAGUAAGUUUCCUUCUUCGCAGUGUUUCUUGAUUCAUGAACUCUUUUCUUCAUUUUAAAAUGAAGAACCUUCUGAUCUUCGAUUUGCCAAUCCUUUUGAGCGUUUAUUUUCUACAGAGUCGACCGCGUGAUUCGUCGAUAAUAUAUUGUACUCUAAUGCUUGGUAAAAUCGGUUACGAUACGUCCUGGUUAUCUUCAAUACCAUGGAAGGCUAUCUACUAUGUUCUGUUAUUUUUGAUGAUUGAAAUAGUGACUUUUGCGUAUGGAGUUAUGGUGUUUAUUCUCCUAUACCAAACCUACAUUCCAACCGUAAAAUUGGAAAGAGAAUUAGAUUUGGUGUUUGAUACUAAAUGUAAUGUACGAACGGGGUGUUCCAACGUUUGCAGUUUUCCUACAGCCAAUUUCUCUGUUUCUGAAAGUGGAAUAUCUCUCUUAACACCCAAAUAUCCGUACAUGCUCAUGCUAAACCUAUGGCUUCCAGAUUCCAUUCAUAAUAGGAAUGCAGGUAUGAGUAUUAUCACCCUAGAACUAUAUGGCCGUGAACAUGUUCUUAUACAGCGAUUCAGGAAACCAUUUUCAAUGCCUUAUCGAUCUAAUGAAGUUCGGAUGAUAAGUAAUAUACUGUUUGCCCCCCUGUAUAUAAUCGGUAGAAUGAAAGAAGAACUGCUGCUUUCAAUUGAGAUGUCAUCUAAUUUCCAGUUCGAUGCGACUCAACCAAUUUUGGAAGGUCGUAUCAUUAUGGAAUCUAAACGCUACUUAUGGUCAGCUUUGGAGCUUAAAAUACAGACGGCGCUUAACGGAUUUCAAAACAUUCUGUACUACUAUCCACAGGUUUCUUUCAUAAUUUGCAUAUCUGUCGUUUCAUUCCUUAUGAACAUGAUCUACAUAUCAUCCAUUCUUUCAUACAUUUUAUGGCGAUUUUUCAAGAAAUCCAGAAAUCCCGAACUUUCAAAAGUUAAAGAUGAACCGAAACCUGAAAACUACCCACUAUGCGGUGAGAUUGACUCUGAAGACAAUUCAUUUUCAGAUUAAAUCCACGUAGAAAUUUAUAUCACCGUUGACAUGAUUCAUUACUAUCAGUUUCAUUACAGGUCUACUGCUGUAACAACUCAAGUGUUUCCCCUUAAUUUUUUCAUCACGACCUAUUUUUUUUAUGAAACUAACUAAUUCUAGUCUUUGAAUUACACUCUUACGACUAAUGGGGUUUGUGAACGCCAUUCGGACUCUUCAGGUGUUGACGCGGGUAGAAAUCGUUUUAUUUUGCACAUAACUAAAAUAUUCAUUUUACUGUUUAAGAAUAAGGUUUCAUAU
Messenger RNA from Schistosoma margrebowiei, 1887 nucleotides. The record is from the annotation of a GenBank genome assembly. Lineage: Eukaryota; Metazoa; Platyhelminthes; Trematoda; Strigeidida; Schistosomatidae.